AUGGAUUUUGCAACUUCAACUACGUUUCUAUUUUUCCUAUUGUUGCUUCCGUUCUCAGCUGUUGCUCAAACCGACGAUGGAAGGAACGAUGUGGGAUCAUCGCUUACUGCAACCAACGACGGCGGCUCUCCUUGGCUUUCACCGUCGGGGGAUUUUGCAUUUGGUUUUCAUCCGCAUGCCGGCCUUUUCUUGGUUUCCAUCUGGUUUGAUAAGGUACCUAAUAAAACCCUUGUCUGGUAUGCAUUCGAAAACGGUAGCCCUAUUCUUGCACAUGCGGGAUCAAAGAUAGAGCUAACUGCUGAAAACGGGUUGGUGUUACUCAAUCCUAGAGGAGAUCAGUUAUGGAAAUCUGAUAUAGCCACGGAUGAAGCUUCCUAUUGUGUUAUGAAUGAUACCGGAAAUUUCGUGGUACGCAGUCGAAACUCCGACGUGUUGUGGCAGAGCUUCGACCACCCUACUGAUACCUUGCUGCCGACUCAGAUACUGGGAAUCAAUGGGAAGCUGUUUUCUCGACAGAAUGAGAACAACUUUUCACAAGGAAGGUUCCAGCUGAGUUUACAGACUGAUGGGAAUCUUGUGCUCAGCAUGGUAAAUUUGCCUACUAAAUUGGUUUACGAAGGUCCGUUUUAUACUAGUGAUACUAACGAUGCUGCAAAUGAAUCCAACUCCGGUUUUCAAUUGAUAUUCAAUGGAUCAGGCGAUGUGUAUGUGUUGAGAAGGAACCGCCGGACAUCCUAUGUCAGAACAGGGGUGAGGGUGGCACUUCCGACAGCUGAUUUCUAUCAGAGGAUGACUCUCGAUUUCGAUGGCGUUUUCGCGCAAUAUUAUUAUCCGAAGCGAAGCACCAGCGUCGAAAACUGGACUACCGUUUGGUCUAAACCAGAUAAUAUUUGUAAUCGUAUGGGAGAUCGGGGCAGCGGCGCUUGUGGAUUCAACAGCAUCUGCAGACUGAAUGAGAAUGGUAGACCAACUUGUAGAUGUCCACCGGGAUUUUCUUUACUUGAUCCGGAAGAUAAGUAUGGAAGCUGCAAACCUGAGGUCGAGUUAGACUGUCGAGAAGAUGAACGAAUUCCCAUGGAAGAUCUGUACGGUAUCACGGUGAUUUUAAACACCGAUUGGCCAGGAUUAAUAAAUGACUACGAAAAGCUCCAUCCUUACAACGAGCAGGAUUGCGAAACAGCCUGUUUGCGUGACUGCAUGUGUGCUGCUGCCAUUUGGAAAGACGAUAACUGCUGGAAAAAGAAACUGCCGCUCACAAACGGAAGGGUCGACGAUCGCUUUACCGGCAAGGCAUUAAUCAAAAUCACCAAAGGUGAUCGUACUCGCCGCCCAUCCCUUAAUCUUCCAAAUGCUGAUGAAGUCAAGAACAAAGGCACUUUGAUCGCCGUAUCAACACUCUUAGGUACCUCUAUGUUCUUAAACUUCGCCUUGGUUGGAGCAUUUUGCCUUGGGUUUUUCUCCAUUUACAAGAAAAAGUUGUCCAAAGUUCAGGAAAUUGGAUUGGAGCUGAAUAAUUUGCAGGUUUUCACCUACAAACAACUAGCAGAAGCUACAAAUGGUUUCAGGGAAGAGCUUGGAAGAGGAGCCUUUGGCAUUGUUUACAAAGGAAAAAUAGAGAUGCGAACUGUUGCAGUGAAGAAAUUAGAUAGAUUGGUUCGAGAUGAAAAUUUGGACAAAGAAUUCAAAACCGAGAUCAAUAUCAUCGGACAGACACAUCAUAAAAACUUGGUCCGGUUACUAGGAUUUUGCCAAGAGAAAGAACAGCGUUUACUAGUGUACGAGUACCUAAGCAAUGGCACUUUAGCCGAUUAUCUUUUCAAAAACACAAAGCCUAGUUGGAAUCAAAGGACCCAAAUAGCCAAAUCAAUCGCCAGCGGACUCCUAUACCUACAUGAAGAAUGCAGCAAACAGAUCAUCCACUGCGAUAUAAAGCCUCAAAACAUUCUCCUCGACGACAACUACGAUGCUCGGAUAUCCGACUUCGGGUUGUCGAAGCUCUUAAUGAUGAAUCAAACACAAACUAAAACCGACAUCAGAGGGACGAAAGGGUACGUUGCCCCUGAAUGGUUCAGGAACAUGCCGGUAACAGCCAAGGUCGACGUCUAUAGCUUCGGUGUAUUACUACUAGAGAUCAUUUGUUGUCGGAGAAGUGUCGGCGUCGAGGAGAAUGCAGCGGAUUUCGAUGGAGAUAGCAGCGUAUUGACUUACUGGGCUUAUGACUGCUUCCAUGGAGGAACAAUAGAUGCGUUGGUUGGGGACGACAUGGAAGCCAUUAAUGAUAGAACGAGCUUGGAGAGGUUCUUGAUGACUGCGUUAUGGUGCAUUCAAGAGGACCCUUAUCUGAGACCUACCAUGAAGAAGGUGACGCAGAUGCUUGGAGGAGUUGUCCAAGUAACUGUUCCUCCAGACCCAUCUCCAUUUACCACUGCUGCUGAAAGUUCCUCCUUAAAUAUCUCUUGUAUUUAG
Molecule: messenger RNA, 2466 nt
Organism: Hibiscus syriacus
Lineage: Eukaryota; Viridiplantae; Streptophyta; Magnoliopsida; Malvales; Malvaceae
Product: G-type lectin S-receptor-like serine/threonine-protein kinase LECRK1
Exons: 1
Coding region: 1-2466 (821 amino acids)
Biological process (GO): recognition of pollen; protein phosphorylation
Molecular function (GO): protein serine/threonine kinase activity; ATP binding
Source: RefSeq, a predicted model, not a curated record